Messenger RNA from Cavia porcellus (domestic guinea pig), 894 nucleotides. It is a transcript of the gene Cavporv1r620, whose product is annotated as vomeronasal 1 receptor cavPorV1R620. Lineage: Eukaryota; Metazoa; Chordata; Mammalia; Rodentia; Caviidae. Gene Ontology annotation, molecular function: pheromone receptor activity. Gene Ontology annotation, biological process: G protein-coupled receptor signaling pathway. Gene Ontology annotation, cellular component: membrane. The record is from RefSeq and is marked provisional. The coding region runs from base 1 to 894 and encodes 297 amino acids. The transcript has a single exon.
AUGGAUCUGAAAUUAGUAAUCCUCUUCCUUUUCCCAGUUGUGAUUGGAAGCCUGGGGAAUCUCUCACUUCUAUGUCAUUCUGUCUUCCUUUACUGCAGUGGACACAGGUCAAGAUCCAUAGAUGUGAUUGUCAGGCAUCUGACUGUGGCUAACACCCUGUUCCUUCUCUCCAGAGGAAUCCCACAGAUCAUGGCAGCAUUUGGGAAGCAAGACUUCCUAAAUAACGUUGGAUGCAAACUAGUUUUCUAUCUUCAGGUAACAGCAAAGGGUGUAUCUGUCAGCACCACCUGCAUGCUGAGUGUCUUCCAAGCCAUCACCAUUAGCCCGAGGAGUUGUGGGUGGGCAGAGCUGAAAUUGAAAGCUGCAAAGCACAUUGGGCGAAGUGUCAUCAUGUUCUGGGUCCUGCACAUGCUGCUAAACAUCAGAGUUCCUAUUAUUGUGAGUGACAAAAGGAACAAUACAAACAUUAUGAACAUCAUAGAUUUUCAGUAUUGUUCUGUUAUGAUAUCUAGCAAAGAAAAAACGACUACCUUUGUGGCACUGACUUUAUCCCAUGACAUUUUGUGUUUGAAACUUAUGAUCUGGAGCAGCAGCUCCAUGAUUUUCAUUCUGUACAGGCACAAGAAGCGAACACAGCAUAUUCAUCAUUCUAGCAUCUCAUCAAGAGCUUCCCCUGAGACCAGAGCCUCUCAAAGCAUCCUCAUCCUGGUCUGUACUUUUGUAUCUUUCUAUGCCCUGUCUUCCCUCAUGUACGUUUGGUUUUCUCUUUAUAUCAAAGCUGCUUGGUGGCUGGUUAAAACUUCUGCCUUAACCAAUGCUGGUUUCCCUACUGUUAGUCCAUUCAUUCUCAUGACUCGUGAACAGUUUGUUUGUGAGUCCACGAGGAAGAAGUGA